AUGUUUUCAGCAGCACGACAGACUGCCCUGCGGCAAGCCCGCUCGUCAUGUAUGCGCCCUAGAGUCACGGCACCACUCUCGCGCGAUGCCGCCCUCGCUCGCCUGCUCUCGACCCUGGCCGUCCUGGAACAAAGAGAGGGAAAGCUGAACAUGUCAUCGCUUGCCGCUGUGAGCGCUGCCAUGAAGCUUGGUGGCUCCGUCACUGGUUUCGUCGCUGGAUCAAACGUCAAGGCUGUCGCCGAAGAGGCUGCAAAGGUCGAGGGCCUUGAGAAGGUCAUCUACGUCGACAAUGCCUCGUAUGACAAGAAUUUCGCUCCCCUACUCGUCGAGAACAUCAAGAAAGGCGGCUUCACUCAUGUCCUUGCCGGCCACUCUGCAUUCGGCAAGAACUUGAUGCCUCGCGUCGCCGCCCUGCUCGACGUCCAGCAAAUCUCAGACAUUACAAACAUCGAGUCAGAAGAUACCUUCGUCCGUCCCAUCUACGCCGGCAACGCCAUCCUUACCGUUCAAACCGCCGAUAGCCCCAAGGUCGUUACCGUCCGUGGUACUGCUUUCCCCUCGGGUGCCGCAGAGGGCGGUAGCGCUUCCGUCGAGGAGGGUGUCGACCCCAAGGCCGAGUGCCCUACCCAGUGGAUCAGCGAAGACCUCGCUACCUCGGACCGCCCUGACCUCGCCACUGCCGAGAAGGUCGUCUCCGGUGGUCGCGGUCUCAAGUCCAAGGAGGAGUUUGACCGCAUCAUGCCCCCGCUCGCUGAUGCACUCGGUGCCGCCAUUGGUGCCUCUCGUGCUGCCGUUGACAGUGGUUUCGCAGACAACAGUCUGCAGGUCGGUCAGACCGGCAAAAACGUCGCUCCCCAGCUCUACCUUUGUGCCGGUAUCAGUGGCGCCAUCCAGCAUCUUGCUGGUAUGAAGGACAGCAAGGUCAUCGCCGCCAUCAACAAGGACGCCGAUGCACCCAUCUUCCAGGUCGCCGACGUCGGUCUCGUUGGCGAUCUUUUCGAGAAGGUUCCCGAGCUCACCGAGAAGCUCAAGCAAUAA
Aureobasidium vineae is the source of this 1038-nucleotide messenger RNA. Lineage: Eukaryota; Fungi; Ascomycota; Dothideomycetes; Dothideales; Saccotheciaceae. The record is from the annotation of a GenBank genome assembly.